Molecule: messenger RNA, 6162 nt
Organism: Wyeomyia smithii (pitcher-plant mosquito)
Lineage: Eukaryota; Metazoa; Arthropoda; Insecta; Diptera; Culicidae
Exons: 3
Coding region: 312-4733 (1473 amino acids)
Biological process (GO): protein targeting; protein import
Cellular component (GO): membrane
Molecular function (GO): ABC-type protein transporter activity; ATP binding
Source: RefSeq, a predicted model, not a curated record
GUCCGAGCUACUGUUAAACUGGUUGAUUUUCCAGUUUAUUCAAAAAUGUAGUGAGCAACCCUGAUCUAAGUGACAAGAGUGUAAACCAAAACCAUGAUCGAGUGACAGUUCAAAAUCAAACAACAAACAGCGAUAAAUGGAUCGUUUUUUUGGAAGCAACAAUUAAGUUUUUGCUGAUGAAGCUAGUUUUUUUGCGGUUUUAUUUCUUGUGUUAAACUUUAUCGCUUUGGAUCAUUCGUUUGACAAAAAAAUUCGCUGCAAGUUUUCUAGUGGAAAGAACGAUCAAUUGUUUAUUGCUGACUUCUUCUAGAAUGGCAUCUGAAACGCUCGUAUCAGUUCCGGUAUUUGACAAGACCAUUAAACCACAAGAAGAGUGUGGAGCACCAAUUCAGUGUCUUGAUAUAAUCCCGGUGUCCGAGAGAGGGGUCGAGGCACCCUCGCCGGUAUCGGUUCCUUCUGUUGAAAAGGCCACUAGACUGCAGGAAGAGUGCGGUGUGUCUAUUCAGUGUCUUGAUAUAAUCGGAGUAUUUCGUCACUGUAACGGCAAGGAGUACAUCAAAAAGAAAUUCCCGACGGAGAUGAGGAUCGAUCAGUUGGGUUUCUCUGCGCGGCUUUGCCAUGCUAAUUUGAACAUUAAAUUGCAGCACGAAGGCUGUCUAAUGACGGCGGAUGAUCAUUUUGUGGCCAAGAUACGAAUUGAAAAUCCACAAUCGAUCCUCCAAGCUGUCGAUUUUGGCGAGGCAAAAAGUAAUCUGCUCCAGCAGCUACGGAUUGUCAAAAUCUUACAAGAUGAUUUGACGAAUGAACGGGUGGCAGGGCAGUCUUCCGUUGUAAAGACCAUCGAGAAUCACUUUCGACAAACGUUAGAGGUCAAAAAUAGUUCAGAGAAUAUUCAAUUGUAUCUUACAAUAAGUACCCAUUGUGACGGAUUAACGGAUUUUAACAAAUUUUGUGAAGCAAUAAGUGAAAAUGAAAUAAUAAGCACAGAAAUACGCUCUGCAGCAGCAUCAUAUUUGAAAGCUGAAGCUCGUGGUAUUGUGAGAGAUAAGAUUUUAGCUCAAUUUAGUCAUCAUCAGUCGAUGAUAAACAGUACAGAAGUAUUCGAUCAAUUGGCUGAGAUUGGAGAUGAAUAUGUUAGAGCCUACAGGAGGAAACUAUUAGAUUUAGGUCCGAUGUGUUUAAGAAUCCAUCUCUCCGGUUGCGUCGACAAUCGAAUUAUCUUCGUUCAUGAAGAAGAUGUCAAUUUAUUCUAUGAUAUAGCGGUAGAUCUGAAUGAAAAAACUUUUUUAAUACCGCUUGCGAACUUUGCCGCUCGAUGGAUGAAGUCAUUGAAAACAUCAGCAAACAAACUGCUUCCAGUUAAGAGAUUAAUCAAAACCAAUUUUCAUCACUUGGCAAACAGCUUGCGACAGUUGAUUUUUGAAAUUAGUGACAACACCGACCACAAAGUGGAAGAACUUCUCAUAAGUGACGAUCCCUCCGGAUGGUAUCCGUUGGAAAAGAUUACUUGGAAGUCUGAAGAUGUGUUGACAAAAUGUUUGGAACAGGAAUAUUUUCUCAUUUUUAAGCUCUUAAAGCAUUAUGAUGUGGAUUGUGACAGCGAGAAGCAAUUUUUCGAGUUGACGGAAGAAAGAAAACAGCAUUUAACAUGGAAGCAACUGGCGAAAUCGAUUAAACCACAUUUGGAUGAUGAGACAGAGGAUGGAAACAAUCCAACAAGAAUACCGGAGGAAAAGUACAUUUGGUUCUAUCUGCUGGGUGACAUUCUGUUUCAUACUUUGCCAGCGGAGUAUGAAUUUGAUUGCUUCGAAGCCAUCAUCGAGGAUUACGUAGAUUUCAUGCUUAGGGCCAGUCCCGAACAGAUGGAAAUGCUUCGUGUUAUUACUCACAGUACAGCCCGGUUUAUGGUACAAAGUAUGACUUUCCUGGCACAGAAAGAUUACUCCCCGAUCGACCACCAGAGUUUGCAAAUACAGCUAAGCUUGAUCAAUGCGAAAUCUAUCAAUUCCUCGCUCAUUCCAAGCAGUUUCCGAGAUUUGGUUAAUGAGUUCAAUAUAUAUUGGAAACACAGAGAAGAUAUUAUAACCGGAAUUCCGUUUAAAAUUUGUCUUCCAGAGAUGGAAUCAGUGAAGAAGGCUUUACUGGAAAUUAUUUUGGUUGCAUUGGAUAAAACUAUCGCCCCAGAAGUCUUGCAAUCCUUCCUCAAAUCGUUUGCUGAACUUUUGUUGGAUUUGAACAAAGUUCAACUUGAUUGGUAUGUCAAAGCUUUUCCUGGUCUCAGCAUGACUAUGUUGGAGGAGUUGAAACUGAUUGAAGUGAUUGAUAACGAAUUGGCCAAAACAGAGUAUAAAACUUAUCGGGUUUUAGAGGUGGAAAAGUUCACCAAAGCUGCUUCAGUGCUUCUCGAGAGUGUUUCACAACCGAAGCAUUACGUUAUUGAACUUUUACUAAUCUUGCUGUCGUUCGUAAACAACCAGCUAACAAAAGUCCAGUGGAAGUCAGGUGAUAAACUAUCCGAAGUGGAACAAAUUGUUACAACUCAAGAACUUAUUGGUGCCGUGAGAAACUGUUUCUUGUGUCUCCGGGAACAAACUGUUUAUAAGUCAUUUGAAUUAUUUCUGGAUGAACGAAUUAAACCUUUGGCAAAUGCUGUCAAAAACAGUGGUUCUCAAGCAGACUUCACAGAACAAAUUGCCCGGACUAAGAGGUCACGUCCGAGACGCAACCGGAAUCAAAAUGGAAUUGGAAUUGACCAAGCUCUAAAGUUGUUCGGAGAAUUGAACAGUGCGUCCAUGAUAGAAGAUCUUCGUUCCGCGUACCGUGAAUAUGAUGCAAAUUUCCAGCUGUAUAUCAAGGAUUCUCACGAAGACUAUAUUAUGGAAGCAUCCCGGGUUGCCAACAAAGUGUUAGAAACAAAGUUUCAAAAGUCAUUUGACAGCUGGAUUAUGAACGACAAACGAAAAAAGAUACCAAAACUUCUGGCAGGGUUGGCAGCUGUUUGGUCUAUUCUGGCCUCCGAACCUGUGGCAGGAACUGGAAAAUUUCUCACUCCCUACUGCGUGCAAAUUCUCUGCAUACUAACACUGCUGAGCGUGGAUCGUACAACUGUAGGUAUUGCAAAUCAUCUGGCACAGAUUGAAAGCGGACAGGGGAAAUCAUUGGUCCUAGCUCUGACAGCGUGUUUGUUGGCGUUAACUGGCCACAAACCUCGAAUAAUUUGUCGCAAUUCAUAUCUGGUAUCGAGGGACAGAGAAAAUUUUCGGCAGCUCUUUUCCAUGUUUAAUGUUGAACACUGCAUAGUUUAUGGGACACUAGCAACUAUUGCCGGUGAUGGGAUUGAUUGGUCAGAACUGGGAAAUUUAUUUACGCAGAUGUUGCUGGCCAAUAAAAAACAUAAACGAGAAGCACUGUUUCUUAAAGAUAGGCGUAAUUCGAUUCUGCUAAUAGAUGAAGCAAAGUGGUUUUACAAUUACGAGCAUACAUGUGAAUAUGAAAAUGAUUAUACCCAAGUGGUGACAAAGCUCCCAGGAUUGGAUUCAAUACAGGAGAAAAUUUGGGAUCUCGUAAGAUCACAAAAGUACAAAUCCGAAGUUGGUGGCAUCGUAAGUGCCAUCUAUAAUUACGUCAGAUCAAAAGAAAUGAAAGAAGCGAAAGCAUUCCACGCUUUUAUUGUCAAUCUAAGACCGUUUGACCUGUUGCUGAAUCGGAAAGCACGAACUAAACGCUAUACCAAUAAAAUACUGUUUGAUGAACAUCUAAUGGAAAUGAUUGAAUGUGCUACUAAUGUAAACAAUUCGAUUACCAGUUAUAGCUUCACGCUCAGUCCGAAAGGCACCAUCCAGUAUAAAUGUGGAGACGAAUACGAAAACAAAGCAUAUUAUAGUUAUAACAAUAUAUUUAACUACUUUCGCCUGCGCAAAUCCGAUUUCAAGACGGAAGUGGAUAACGAAGUCAACUACGGUUAUUUACUGUUGCCUUGUGGCUCAUUCUCAAAUAUACAACUUUUAAGAAAGUAUUCUCUAAUUCUGUCAGUUUCCAGUACACUGUUAGCCAGUCGGCCAUUGCUGGAACAGACUCUUCACAUCAACCAAACGUCGAUUAUACCGACGUGCUUCGGAACUUCAAAAUUCCGUUUCAACCCAUUGAAUGAUUUCCUCGUAUUUACCCACGAGUUUCAAUGGUGCACGGCGAUCGUCAAUCGUCUCAAAGCUGUGAUAGCGGAAAACCGCUCCGUAAUCGUCUGCUUCUGUGACGAGUUUCAGUUGAACAAUUUCUACCGCAAAUAUUCUAGUUCAUUAAAUAACCUGAACCAGUUGGGAUGCAACACCGAACCGAAACUGAGAAAGCAGUACAUUGAUGAAGCAGGCAUGCCUAAUACCAUUACGUUUAUAACCUCCGACCUGAUAGAAGCAAUCGAUUUCAAGGUCAGUGACGUGGUUCAACAGAAUGGUGGCCUACAUGUUAUUCAGACGUUUUUCUCGCGUGAUCCUUGCGAAGAAGCACUAAUCAGGGGAAGAACGUCCCGCAUGGGAAACCCCGGCAGCUUCGAGUUGAUUGUUAGUAAGGAGUCGCUGAAAAGUUUGAGCACGAAUGCUAUAUCUUACGCACAAUUAAAUGGUAAUAGAAAAGAUUUGUUUCUCAAAAUAAAAGAAAUUGGUUCAGUACAGUCGCUACAGGUCGCACAAAUCCGUCACGAAAAUACCAUAGAACAUUUGAAUAAGCUUUUGCGAUAGUCAAGUAGUUAGUUUAUUGUUUAUUAGGAUUAAAUUACGAAUUAAAAAUAUUUUGAUUACAUAUCAUACCAACAAACUGUUUGAAUUGUUUCCUUAAUUGCUUCACCACUUUUGACGCAAAACAACUGAAGUUUUUUAUUCUAUGGCUUCUCAAGUCUGAAAAGAAAACAGCUGCGAACAGAUCAUUUAUUGGAGGAUCAUCCAAUCUAUUGAAGCACCCCAAUCUUUGGAUCACAGCUAGUUCUAAGAGACUUCGAGAUAAUAGUACCGCUUCUUUGCACGCCAACGCUCCAUACUGCGCCCUUCAAGGCCAUUUAGAACAACAGGCUCUUCACCUUGCUCCAGAUAGUCCAACUUCACGAACAGGUCCGAAACCACGCUAGCCUGACGCAUGAUGGAAAACCAUCGAUAGCCCUUUUUAUAGUUCUUCCCAGCUGUUAUGUGAUAUUAAUAGCUCUCUACAAGCUUCCCUGACUUCGUCCAAACUUGGCGAUUCCACAGCUUGUCCAUCCUCCUCCAUUCCUCUCCUAUUUCUGUCGAUGGUUUUAUCUCCUUUAUUCAUGGCAAAUGAAAAAACCUCCUGACAAUCACAAGAAUUUUCCAAGUUUAGUUUAGUUUAAAACCCUCAUACCGCUCCCGCUGAACUGCAAACCACCGUUUCGUCGAAUGAUGAUCCACUCAGAACUGCCACUGAGUCCUUGACAAUUUCACCAAAUCAUCGUGCAGAUGAAUCCAACUUUUUUUUCAGGAAAAACAACAUUAGUAUAGUUAAUUGAAUGACAUACUUCUAUAUGCCUAAAAUUAUCCGAUAUACAAUAACCUGGAGCAAAAUUAUAUGUUUGCAGUUUGUACCACUAUGCAGUGGGACUGUAAUGCGGGUACUUUCAAAAUGGGACAAAAACAACUUGGUAUUUUUUCCAUGUUUUCCAUACAAAAGCAUUCAAUUUUAAUUUUUUUCCAGAAAAUAUGAUAAUAAUUAAGUCGAUUCCCGAUGAUAACCUCAAAGUGACCAAAAUCAGUAUGGGACAGUUAUGCGGGUACCGGCAGAUUAGGUAUAUUUAAGUAACGGGAAAAUUAAUAUACAAGAAAAGAAAGACGAAGAAGCAAGAAAGUGUUUUUCCGGACUAAUUUGUGAUUAUGGCGAAACAAGUUAUGAUACAGAAACACCAAAAAGCAAAGUUUUCACUCAAUAAUUUCAAUCGUAAUUCACGGUUCAACAACAUAUUUGUUGUCAUCCAAAAAUACUAAUGAAAGCAGAAUCGCAUAAUAUACGUUACAUACAAAAUCAGUGCAACAGCAAAGGCGCAUCUAAGGCCUGAUUUCUUCAGAACGUUGCUAUCGCUGUCAAUUCUCAUAUAUUUAGAGCGUACCCAACAUCUCAAUCGAGGUUGCAUAUUCAAUUUUGGGGUGUUUUAUCGCCGCGUGCCAA